AUGAUUGUUUGUAGUAGUGGGAAGCACAGAGGCUUGCUCCCUCUGCUACAGAAAGUGCGGGUUUUUUGUUGUAGAGUGAAUGAUCGUAUAUUAUCGGCGAACGGAGUGUCGCUGGAUAACGCCGAAUACGCGGAAGCAGUGAAGAUCAUGAAGGAAUCGCAGCAGCUGAAUAUGAUCGUCAAACGAAGAGUGCCGGUCCCUCUUAUCGAAUAUGAACAGCGUACGCUCAAAUUUACGCUAUCGAAAUCGCGAAAAAAGGAAGAUUUUGGCAUUAUUUUGGGUUGUAAAUUUUAUAUCAAAGAAAUCACAAAUCAUAAGCUUGCUGAAAAGGAUCCGGGUUUGCGUGAAGGCGACACAGUACUGCGAAUAAACGGACAGUCAGUAGAAGGGAUAACAAUUGAAGAAGCAACAAAAUGGCUUUCAAAAAGUCGCGAAAAACUCUCUCUAGUGGUUCAGAGAGAUGUGCGUCGCGAUACCAGCCGGUAAUC
Gongylonema pulchrum is the source of this 488-nucleotide messenger RNA. The record is from the annotation of a GenBank genome assembly. NCBI's taxonomy places the organism in Eukaryota, Metazoa, Nematoda, Chromadorea, Rhabditida, Gongylonematidae.